AUGUGCGACUUUUCGCGCCUAAAUACUUGCUUACGCAAAACCAGUUACAAUGCAUUCAUCUCUCUCUCUCUCUCUCUCUCUCUCUCUCGCUCUCUCUUUUCCCUCUCUCUCUCUCUCUCUUUCUCUUUCUCGUUCCCUCUCUCCCCCCUCUCUCUCCCCUCUCUCCCUCCCCCCCUCUCUCUCUCUUCUCUCUCUUUCCCUCUCUCUCUCUUUCCCUCUCUCUCUUUUCUCUUUUCUCUCUCUUUCCCUCUCUCUCUCUCUUUCUCUCCCCUCCCCUCUCUCUCCCCCUCCCCUCUCUCUCCCUUUUCUCUCUCUCUUCUCUCUCUUUCCCCUCUCUCUUUUCCCCCUCUCUCUCCCUUCUCUCUCUUUCCCUCUCCAUCUCUCUCUCUAUUUCUCUCUCUCCUUCCCUCUCUCUCUACCUCCCUCCCUCUCUCUCCCCCUCUCUCCCCCUCCCUCACUCCUUCUUUCCCACUCUCUCUUUUUCCCUCUCUUUCUUUUCUCUCUUUUUCCCUCUCCCUCUCUCUCUCUUUCUCUCUCUCCUUCCCUCUCUCUCUCAUCCUCCCUUUCACUCUCUCUGUAUGA
Molecule: messenger RNA, 582 nt
Organism: Acanthosepion pharaonis
Lineage: Eukaryota; Metazoa; Mollusca; Cephalopoda; Sepiida; Sepiidae
Source: the annotation of a GenBank genome assembly